AGCGAGCGGGAAGUUGAACCAUUUGUAAAUUACUGGCAGAAAAGUAUUUUAUGGGAAAUCAUAACAAAUUACCAACAGAGCAAAGACGAACUUUUCUUGUGAUAUUUUUUGACAGUCAUACACUUGAAAACAAAGUACUUAGCCUGCUUACUACUUAUUACAGGCACCUGGCAAGCUAACAUAUGUACGUGAUAGUAUUCGUUUUUGGCGAGCUUUCUUGUAGAUACGGGCAGCCAGAGCCAUUUUAUUUAGAAUAAAUAAAUACGUUACCCUUCUAACGUCGUUAGCUAGAUAACGCCUCGCUAGUUUCGACUAAGGUAAGGAUGGGGGACAGGACCCUCCUGCGGGAACUAAAGCGGUGGGCGAUUGAAGAAUUUAAUCUACCACCCCAAAGUCUCCCAAACGACAACUACGUUAAAACGUUAUGUGUUGGCCCAGGAGCCUCAAUAUGGAGAUAUGUCACACAACAUAUUUUCAAUCAGAGGAAUGUCAGGGUUAUGCGUGGAAAUCUUCAGUGGUACAAAGUUCUACAAGAUAAGGAGUUAAAAAAGGUAGCGGGGCAGAGUGAUGCUGCUAAGCGGCUUGAGCUUCAGGAGCAGAUAGAGGAGCUGAGAGCUGAACUCAACCACUUGGACUCUCAAAUCAAUGGGACUGAAGCACAGCUAGUUACUGAAGAAGAGUCCAUUAACUGGAGCUGGAGAAUGGUGGAGGAGAACCAACGCAGGGAGCUGCUUUUACAGGCCUUUAAGCAGCGCUGCAUGAAUGAGCGCCAGUUUCUCUCAGAGUAUACCCGCAAGAUCAGUGGACACUCCCAGGUUCUGGAGCAGCUGUCUAGGAAGGCAGAGCUGGAGGUGGUGUUUGGAAAUGAAGCCUCCAAUAGCAGUGGGGACUAUCUCAACCCAACAGGAGCAGAGCCUCAGGUUCUGCGUAAUGUGAGAGAGCUGUGUGAUGAAAGACUCCUCUUCUUCCAGUCUUUACAAGAGAGUGAGCUGAAAAUAGCAUCCUCCACUGCCACACACUUGACUCGUGAACAGAGAACUGCAGUAUUUCAGCAUUGGUUAAGUGCUGUGGAGGACUUGUUGCGAUGCUAUCCUCCAAACCAAGUGCUGUCAGCCUUGCAGUACCUGGCCUUGGGACAGGAAAUUACAUUGCAGGAGAAGCUUGCCUCAUUGGAUGUGGCUCAUGAUGUUGCCGCAUUACGGUUUCGCUACGAGAGUAAUCACCUGUUAGACAUCUCGAAAGAAGAGGAAGAGCUACCACCCGUUAAGAGUCUUUUACAGUCAGCCUGGGAGGAGGUGGAACAGAGUCUGAUGGAACUGGCUCAAACGCGUUCACAAAUUCAACAGCUGAAGACCCAGCUUCAUGCCCGAAAGAAUGAGGCAGAGUUGGAGCUGCUUGGCGGAGAAUCUCAAACCCAAGCGCUGGCGCAGUCAGUGUUUGAGCUGGAGAUGCAGUGUGUGAUGCAGGCAGCAGUGCGAGAUGGUGUGCGAAACCAGUGUGUUGAAAUGGAGCAACAUGCCAGGGACAGACAGGAGGCCCUUCGCAACCUGCGGAGACAAUGGCAGAGCAUCACGGACUUCAGACAGCUUGUGGACGUCAGGCAGGAACAGACAAGAGGUCUGAUCAAGGGGAAUUCAACAGCUAAGACUGAACUGACUCGCGUGCACAAGGAGAUUGGCCAGUUUGUCCAGGGAAAACUGACUCCCCAGUUUGAUGAGGUUCUUUCAGCAGCCAAUAGGCUUCGCAACUCUGUGUCCCAGGAGGCCAGACAGUUUGGAAACGUGUCACUAGUAACACUUGAUCGCAGGCUCAUUGAAGGCCCUCCUGCUACGUGUCCUGGAGGAAGACAAGGAGCUGCUUCAGUCUUUGUUACCCAGGGUUUGGGAGCUCACCCAGUGCUGCUCACAGGGCCUUUCUUACGGGAAUCAGGUCAAGACUGCCAUUUCCUAUUGGUGGGAUCAGCCUGCUCAGUUUGCUCUGCCUGACAUACGCAAGGGGGGACUGACUUUUAAGCAGUGGCUACAGAGGUGGAAAUUUGCAGCCAAGGCUUCUUAAUUAGUUCCAUGGAAAAUAGACAAGUGCAUAGAUGGACAACAAUACUUGUCUAAAACUACAAUUUUAUUCCCACUAAGGUUAAUUUAAUAUAUUGUUAGUUUUUCACAUCUCCCUUUUGCCAUUCAAUGUACACUACAUUGCCAAAAGUAUGUGGACACCCUUUCAAAUUAGUGGAUACGAUUAUUUCAGGCACACUCGUUGCUGACAGGUGUAUGAAAUCGAGCACAGAGCCAUGCAAUUGCUUUAGUCAAACAUUGGCAGUAGAAUGGCUCGUACUGAAGAGCCCUGUGACUUUCCAAAAAGUCAUUUUUUUCCUUCAUAUUUCUGCCCUGCUAUAGCUGCCCCUGUCACCACAGUGCUGUUAUUGUGAAGUGGAAAUGUCUAGGAGCAACAGCCCAACCGCAAAGUAGUAGGCAACACAGGCUCACAGAACAGGAUUGGCGAGUGCUGAAGUGAGUAGCGCGUAGAAAUUGUUUGCCCUAGGUUGCAACACUCACUACUGAGUUCCAAACUGCCUCUAGAAGCAAUGUCAGCACAUUACUGAUCACCGGGCGCUUCAUGAAAUGGGUUUCCAUGGCUGAGCAGCCACACACAAGCCUAAGAUCACCAAGUGCAUUGCCAAGCGUCGGCUGGAGUGGUGUAAAGCUCACCACCAUUGGACUCUGGAACAUUGGAAACACGUUCUCUGGAGUGAUGAGUCACACUUAACCAUCUGGCAGUCCGACGGAUGAAUGACAAUGCUACUUGCCUGAAAGAAUAGUGUCAAAUGUAAAGUUUGGUGGAGGAGGAAUAAUGGUCUGGGGCUGUUUUUCAUGGUUCGGACUAGGCCCCAUAGUUCCAGUGAAGGGAAAUUGUUACAGCAAACUAUUCUGUGCUUCCAACUUUAUGGCAACAGUUUGGGGAAGCACUUUCCUGUUUCAGCAUGACAAUGCCCCCGUGCACAAAGAGAGGUGCAUACAGAAGUGGUUGGUUGAGAUCAGUGUGGAAGAACUUGACUGGCCUGCACAGAGCCCUGACCUCAACUCCAUCAAACACCUUUGGGAUGGAUUUGACCGCUGCAAGCCAGGCCUAAUUGGCCAACAUCAGUGCCCAAACUAAUGCUCUUGUGGCUGAAUGGAAGUCCCCGCAGCAAUGUUCCAACAUCUACUGGAAAGCAUUCCCAGAAGAGAGGAGGCUGUUAGAAAAAAAGGGUGGGACUAACACUUAAUGCCCAUGAUUUUGGAAUGAGAUGUUCGACGAGCAGGUGUCCACAUACUUUUCGCUGUGCCGUGUAUAUCACAAGUAAAUUGCUGUUGUCUUUAUGCCAUUAAAUCAACUUUGCCUGCACUUUCUUUUUCUUAAAGAGUUUGAUGGUUAAACUCAAUCACAAAUGUAAUCCUAUUUGAACAAGACCGUUACAUUAGUAGUUAUCCAUAUCAUCAAUACAUACACAAAAGUAAAUAAAGGAGUAGAUUAUGGAAUAACAAGCUAAUUUAUUUCAACAAAUAGGACCACUUUGUCCAUGGUAUGGUUUUUCUCAGUCUGUAUGGUUGGAGUUGUAUGAAUACUUCUAAAUAAAAUUGUAUUCAUCAGGUACAACCAACAGGUAUAGUUUGUGUAGUGAAAUGCUUGUGCUACCUCCCUUAAAUUCAGUGCAAUAAAAAAAUAAGUAAUAAGAGUAUGCAUAGCUGAUAUGUACAGAAUGUAUAGAGUAUGAAUGUGCUAUGCCAAGUAUGACUGUAUUUACAAAUAAAGUAUCUAAUACAAAUAUCCUGUGUGUAUUGUAGUAGGCCACUAGCUAUAUUCAGGUCUUGGUCUUCUGUGUGAUGCGCAUUGUUGGCACGCCCAUUACUUUCCCUCCCGGUUGAUUCUGUGUUGGUGAGU
Messenger RNA from Oncorhynchus masou masou (cherry salmon), 3918 nucleotides. RefSeq names its product HAUS augmin-like complex subunit 5. Lineage: Eukaryota; Metazoa; Chordata; Actinopteri; Salmoniformes; Salmonidae. Gene Ontology annotation, biological process: centrosome cycle; spindle assembly. The transcript is spliced from 17 exons. Gene Ontology annotation, cellular component: HAUS complex; centrosome. The record is from RefSeq and is a predicted model, not a curated record. Bases 324 to 1985 code for a protein of 553 amino acids.